CCUGCCAGCGACUCUGCCCUCCCGGGUCCAGCCGCGUCCGCGCCUGCGGCUCGGGCCACCCGGCAGCUCCAAGCAUGGAGAGGAGGGCGCGGAGCUCUUCCCGAGAGGCCCACGGGCGAGGCGGCCGGUCCCCACACAAGGAGAACAAGAGGGCGAAGGCCGAGAGGGGCGGUGGAGACCGCGGGCGCCGGGAUGCCAGGCCCGAGCGGACGGGCUCCGGACGGGCGGGGGGGCCGGGGGAGCCCCGAACGCCCGCAGCCACCGUGGUGGACGUGGAUGAAGUCCGCGGCUCCGGCGAGGAGGGCACCGAGGUGGUGGCGCUACUCGAGAGCGAGAGGCCCGAGGAAGGCAUCAAGACCUCUGGUUUAGGGGCCUGUGAGUGGCUUCUUGUCCUCACUUCCCUGCUCUUCCUCAUUGUGACCUUCCCUUUUUCCGUCUGGUUCUGCAUAAAGGUUGUACAGGAGCAUGAAAGGGUAAUUAUAUUCCGACUGGGACAUAUGCUUCCUGGAAGAGCCAAAGGCCCUGGUCUUUUCUUUUUUUUGCCCUGCCUGGAUACCUACCACAAGGUUGACCUUCGUGUCCAAACUUUGGAGAUACCCUUUCAUGAGGUUGUGACCAAAGACAUGUUUAUAAUGGAGAUAGAUGCUGUUUGCUACUACCGAAUGGAAAAUGCCUCCCUUCUCCUAAGCAGUCUUGCUCAUGUGUCCAAAGCUGUCCAAUUUCUUGUGCAAACCACCAUGAAGCGUCUCCUAGCACAUCGAUCCCUCACUGAAAUUCUUCUUGAGAGGAAAAGCAUUGCCCAAGAUGUGAAGGUUGCCUUGGAUUCAGUGACCUGUAUCUGGGGAAUCAAAGUGGAAAGAACAGAAAUGUGGCAAGGAUGUGAGGCUGCCGGCUGGGCUUCAGCACUCCCUGGCUGUGGAAGCCGAAGCUCAAAGACAGGCCAAAGUGCGGGUGAGCCAGCGCUGAGCACUCUUGUCUUCCCACCGAAACUGCCCUUUGAGGAGCACCAGAGAAUCCAAAAGAAGGCCUGCUCACGGAGAACAUUUCCCCUUUGCUUCUUUCACCUUUUAUUCAGCCAGACACAGGGCAGAAUCUGGCGUGUGCCCUUACCAUUCUGCUAAAUUGCUCUCUUAAAUUGUGUUAGUAGCUUCCCAACCGACUAAUGCAACAUCUCUCCUUCUCUCUGAAACUGGUGAUAACAGAGACCACCUCCUCCUUGACCCUUGCCUUCACUCUCUCCCCUUAAAGGCAUCUCUUCCCCAAACAUCAUCCCAUCCCUCUUCUCUAGUGCUGGCAUUGUCCCCUGAAUAAUAAUCUCAGUCACCUAUCACCUCUAGGUUAGCCCAGAACUAUAUUCCUAGCGCAGUGCAAGUUUUGGAGGGACAACCAUGAUCACGGCCCAAUCCCCGUGAUGCCAGAGCCAAGAGCAGGCUGCGCUGCUCACGGCCUCACGCAGGCCAGCCAGUGAGAAACAGAUCUGGCUGCCGGCAGCUUCUCAUGAUUGAGGCAUGGGCGGGUGGGGUGUCGGGAAGAGGACAAUGAGGAAUGAAGGGAGGCAGAUUUCUCUCAAAGAACGGAGAGAAGGAAAAAAUCCUAAUCAUUUAAGAGGAUCAAUAACUUUGGGACAAUGAGGGGAGAUAGGGAAGGGGAAAGGGAGAAAGGUGGUCCCCUGGGCAAAGUUACUUUUAGGUCUCUGGGCCUAGUCCUCGAGGAUUUGCCUACUUUCAGGUGGCAUUUCGGUGAUGACACCGGCACAUUCUCUCCAGAAGUGUUUACCCAUUCACUUUGCCCAAGUUGGGAGUUACCCUUUCUUACUUCCAUGCCUUUGCCUGGAAUGCUGGCCAACUUUUUCUCUAUAUUGACAAAAUCUUACUAAUCCUCCAAGGUCCACCAGGCAUUAAUAAGUCUCCUUCAUUUAUGGCCCUUAACAGCUUCUACCUUACAUUACAAUUAAUAAUUUAAUCUGUCUCCCUAGCUCAAGACCCUUCAGAAAAAAGGCCCAACCUGUUCUGUGCGCAACAAUGCCCGCCACCCAGUAGAUGCUCAGUGCUUGUCUGCUGAGUCACACUGAACAGUGAUUAUGACCUUCAUGGAAUGAAGAACCAUGACUUUGCUUUUCUCCACAUCUGUUUUCUAGAUGAUUGCUGCAGAAGGGGAAAAGGCUGCCUCAGAGUCCCUGAGGAUGGCAGCUGAGAUUCUGUCAGGCACCCCAGCUGCUGUUCAGCUUCGAUACCUCCACACCCUUCAGUCUUUGUCCACAGAGAAACCUUCCACUGUGAUUCUACCCCUGCCAUUUGACCUGCUCAAUUGCCUGUCUUCUCCCAGCAAUAGAACUCAGGGAAGCCUCCCCUUCCCAAAUACUUCCAAACCCGUUGAACCACUAAAUCCUAAAAAGAAAGACUCUCCCAUGUUAUAGGGGGGAUGGGGCAAAGGAUACUGUGAGUAUGAAGGGGCCUGCCAUAGAAAAGCCACAUUCCUGAGUGAAGUCCUCUGUCCUCACUUCCUGCCCUUCCUAUGGUUGCCCAUAGGGCAUGCCCAGGAAUGUGUGAAGUCACAAUGCAGCAACAUAACAUGCAGCGAGGACGCAAUGACAGAGAAGGCAUGUGACAAGUUUAGAUAGAUCACCUUAUGAGAGCAAUUAUGAGAAAGAGCUUUAGUUAACAUUUUACUUUGGAAAAGAUUUUUAGUCUUGAUGUGGUUAAAUUUUGGCUUCUGAAGAAUUUAGUUCAAAUGGCCUUUUUACCGUAUGCCCCUUAGGCAAGGUCUUGGCAGCUCCCACCACCCUUCCUCUGAGAUCCUUUCCUCGGCUUGUCACACUCUGUUGUAUUCCUGUGCUUAAGAAGCAGGCUUCUCUCCAGCUACACUGCCAGUUCUUCAAAGACACGCCCUAGUCAUGUAUCCCUUACCACACUCCUUUUGUCCCACCUGUAUCCUCAUGCCUAACCCUGAUAGUUACACCACAGUGACACUUAAAUGCUCCUGAGUGAAUGGAAGGAAAAAGAGAUGUACUCAGGUAAUUUACACCUAAUUAAAGAAUUUAAAAGGAA
Molecule: messenger RNA, 3047 nt
Organism: Lemur catta (Ring-tailed lemur)
Lineage: Eukaryota; Metazoa; Chordata; Mammalia; Primates; Lemuridae
Gene: NPHS2
Product: NPHS2 stomatin family member, podocin
Exons: 7
Coding region: 75-1121 (348 amino acids)
Cellular component (GO): plasma membrane
Source: RefSeq, a predicted model, not a curated record